AUGUCUAAUUUCCGUGGACGUGGUUUAAAAAAUUUCGGAGGCAGAGCAUUUCAAGGAGGUAGGAGAAGUAGAGGUACUUAUAAUGGCCGACCUGCUGGCUUACGAGGUAAAGAAAUUGGAUUGUAUUAUAAGAAUAAAGGAAAAAUGGAUAGGGUGAUAAAUCUAAAAAUACCUACUCAAAUUUUGUCAGCUGUAAAUGAUAAUUUAAAGCUGAUUGAAUCAAUUGCUAACAAAGAGAACAUUUCCUUAGAACUCCUCAAAAACACUUUGUUCGAAGAUUUUAAAAGACCAAGGAUAGAGACAGUUAAACAUAGAAAAAUUCAUUGUGAUGAUAUGAUCCUAGAUAAAAGGAGAAAGGAUACAGAUUUGGUUUUUAAAAAUAAUACUCAAGGAGAUAUGAGUGUUGAAACUGUCAAUUCAGAUGACAGUGAUGAAGAUUUUGAUAUUAAAGAAUUUAAUAAGCUUGAUGAGGGGAACAUUAAGCUCAAUAAUGAAAUGAAAAUAAUUGAAGAAGACAUUAUAGCUGGUAGUUCAAGUAUGCCAGACUUUAUUCCUAUCUAUGACUCACCAUCUACUGAAGAUCAUUAUAUCAGAGAAAAGUUGCUUUCUCUAAGGGAAGAGCGUCAUUUCAAAUAUGGUUACUAUGAUAUAAUUACUGGGACAUUUCAAGAUAAACUGGAUGAAAAUUUAUCAAACGGUAUUCAAAUUACAUGCACUAAUGCUGAAAUAAGUAGAUUAAAUAAUGAGCUUUAUGAAGAACAUACUGAAAUGCUAGAAAAACCUGUUUAUAGAAAGAUGUUAGAGUUUCGAAAAAUUCUACCAGCUUUCAAGAAACAAGAAGAUAUUCUGGAUGUCAUUGAUAGAAAUCAAGUGAUUGUUAUUAGUGGUGAGACUGGCUGUGGAAAAUCUACACAGAUCCCUCAACUUAUUUUAGAUAAGGCUAUGCGCAACAAAAAGGGUGCGAAUGUUAGGAUACUGGUAACACAGCCACGCAGAAUUGCAGCAUCUUCAUUGGCCAUAAGAGUGGCGAAUGAGAGAGCUGAGAAUCUUGGCAAGUCUGUUGGAUAUAGUGUUAGACUUGAAACAGUAGAAACACGACCCCGUGGGAGUAUAAUGUACUGCACUACAGGUGUUUUAUUAGUUGAGCUUGAGGUGAACCAAGCUCUGUCAAACUUUAGUCAUAUUAUAUUAGAUGAAGUGCAUGAAAGAGAUACUCAUGUUGAUUUGGCGAUGUGUAUGUUGAAACAGAUAUUAAAAAAACGUAAGGACCUUAAACUGAUUUUAAUGAGUGCAACCCUUGAUGCCGAUGUGCUGUCCAUGUAUUUCGACGACUGCCCGACUCUUCAAAUCGAAGGCCUUGCCUAUCCCGUCAAAGAUAUAUAUCUGGAAGAUAUCCUAACAUUAACAAACUAUCGUCUUCAAACUCGAAAAGAGAAAAAGCAACCUAUAUGGAUGAAAUAUAGGGAUAAGGGUCGAAGGUUUAUGGAAGACGAAAUGGUCCGAGACAUUAGAUAUAAGGCGGAAAUUGCACCCUGGCUUGAAUCAAUAAAAAAAAAGAUACCAUUUGAAGUCUACAAGACGUUGCAGGACUCGAGAAUUGAAGAUUUAAACAUAGAUUUGAUAGUAUAUCUUCUUAUAUACAUUUGCAAAGGAGACCCUGGGGCGAUACUGGUAUUUCUCCCCGGUAUUGGCGAUAUCACCAAGCUUAUUAGGCUAAUGGAAGAAAGUGGACAAUUCAAUAAAAAUACAUGCGAAAUAUAUCCGUUACAUUCGAAGUUGGCAACACUAGAACAACAUAGAAUUUUUGAAAGGCCGCGAGAUGGCGUUCGAAAGAUCAUAUUGGCCACUAAUAUAGCUGAGACGUCUAUAACGAUAGAUGAUAUAGUGUAUGUGAUAGAUUGUGGGAAAAUUAAAAUUAAUGGUUUGAACGUUGAGGAGAAUAUUUCGACUUUGAACGUUGAAUGGGUGUCUAAAGCUAAUUUACACCAAAGACGUGGUCGCGCUGGCCGCUGCCAACCAGGUAUUUGCUAUCAUUUAGUGACGUCAUACCGUGCCCAGACGCUUGCUGAUCGUCUCCUGCCAGAACUACAAAGGAGCAACUUAUUAGAGCCAGUGUUAACAGUUAAGAAGUUACGACUAGGCUUAGCUCUUGAGGCUUUCCAGAUGGUUCCAUCGCCGCCGGCUGAAAAGACCGUUAAUUGGGCAGUUCGGCAUUUACAAAAAUGCGGUGCUUUAGACGAGAAAGAGACGCUCACACCGCUAGGAUGGCAUCUGGCGCGGUUACCAGUGCACCCGGCUGCUGGGAAAUUGUUGCUUUUGGGAUCCCUGUUUGGUUGCUUGGACCGAGCUGCUAGCGUUGCAGCUGUGUGGAGUUUCAAGGACCCAUUUCAACUUGUCAUAGGUAAAGAAUCUGAAACGAAAGCUGUAAAGCGAACACUAGCAAUGGGCGAACCGAGUGACCACGUGGCUAUUUCCGAAGCCGUAAUGCAAUGGGAGAACUGCAGUAAAAGGGAGCAAAGAUCUUUUGCAUAUGAGAACUAUCUAUCCAAUAACACAUUGGAACUGCUUGUUGACAUGAAGAAACAAUUAGGACACAAUCUCAAACAGAUGGGAUUCCUGUCUAGCGGGGAUGUGCAGUCGCACUGGGAAAAUAGAAAUUGGAACAAUUUGAGUCUUUUUAAAGCGAUUGUUGCUGCAUCGCUUUACCCUAAUAUUGGACAAGUGCACUGGCGUAACCUCAGGAGUUUUAAAAAACCACCAUCUAUGGUGGCCUUCUGCCCAGAAGAUGGCAAAGUAAAAAUCCAUCCAAGCAGUGUAAUGGCAACCUCAAGUGGUAGAAAACCUAACCCAAAUGACCUUUUAUGCACCAGCCCUGGUGCCAAUUGGCUGGUUUACUGGCUCAAACAGAAGUCUUCAGAUCUCUUCGUAAUUGAUGUUACUCUAGUUUAUACAUUACCAUUGCUGUUCUUUGGAGAAUUCAUGGUUAAUGAUGAUCCUGAAAACCCAGAUAAUUGUAUAAUGUCUAUGGGAAAGGAUAUCAAUGUGCGAUGCAAUAAAAUAUCAGCCAAUAGUAUUUUAAAACUCAGGUUUUUGCUGGAUCACGUCUUGGCUAAUAAAGUGAUGGUAACCAGUACACAUUCAGUGAAGCACAGCCAAUUUGAAGAGGAGGUGUUGAAUACUGUGAUACAACUAAUAACAGCAGAAGACGAACAAACAGAAUAUAUUGAUGACGAUUUGUCUGAAGCUUCCGAUGACAACGCCUUUCGUUGA
Molecule: messenger RNA, 3270 nt
Organism: Leptosia nina
Lineage: Eukaryota; Metazoa; Arthropoda; Insecta; Lepidoptera; Pieridae
Source: the annotation of a GenBank genome assembly